CCACCAUUUCGCUGCGUAAAGUCUCCUCCCCGCGACCGCUACAUUCUGCGCCGAAACCCAGUCUCUCCCGGUCCGUAUUUUAACUUCUUCCCACAGACCUAGUGGUACCUCGUUGGGUACCGGGAGGCAGUUUGGAUUACUGGCAUCACGGAUUGAGUGCGAUUUUGCGCGGAUGACGAGUCCUUCAACGAGAAUUUAGUAAAAGAAAAUUGGUCGGAAAUUUCAGAUUAUGUGGAGGGGACCGUAAUUUCAGCAUCCUGGAAGUAGAAAGCACAGAAGAUCUGUGUCUCACACCACAGACAGGUGCAGUGUGUAGUCGGGGCAGCACAGAGGAAGGAAGCUCUGGGGAGGAGGCGGUGCGGCAGCACGCCUCUCCGGCUGUGGAUGUGCUGGGUGGCAACCCCCAGGCUGCACAGAAUGUGGCUGGGGAGUCACCUCGGCAUGCCCCGCAGCCGGUCGCAGCUGCCCCCCGCCCAGUCCCUCCGUUCACCAGUCCGUCCGCUGUGCCAUUGCCGAAGAACAGCAGCUCAGCGUUCCCCGGCAUGGAGAACGCCCCUCCAACCAGCUUGCCUGAGACUCUCCAAGUCAGCAGCGACUCUCAGGACAUCAUCUCAGAAGAGGUCCUCGCUGAGGAGAGCGUUGCCGAAGUUGACGGAGUUGCGAGACCCUUGCCAACAUCAUUCAUUGAGGACUGUAGUUCCUCUACUGAGAUGCAAAGGCUUCUGGCUCCCCUUCGUCCUCCUCUCGCAUCACAGAUUGACAGCACAGUGCAAGAGCUGCAAUACGGGUCACAAACUGGUAAAGACAAAAGCCACUCAAAUAGUCAGACGAACCAAAUCCAGCCACCUAGAGACGGUGCUGGACUUGUGCUUAUUACGGGGACAAAGGAGACACAGGCCGUCACCUUGGAAUAUAAACCAGAGACUGGAACAAAUAUGGAACUUGGUGGAAAAGAGCACACAGGCGGAAAUAUUCUCCUGCAACCCCAGUCCCAAAUCUAUUUCACAGUCACAUCUCCCUCGGUCCCACAAUCAAGCGUUGGUUUUAAAGUCACCACAGCACAUGGGGCUCUGGGGCAGUCUGACAGGGGUUCACUUGUCCACGCAAAUCAAGGCAGCCAUAUACGUCCAUCAGGUGCUGCGGAGCAGGCAGGCGGUCACCAGGACUCAAAACUGUGUGCGCUCCAUCUAUCCUCAGCUGAAAAUAGAGAGAUUAAACAAACUUACCUGUCAAAAACACAGCCGAAAUUCAUCCAGGAGAUCUCAAAUGAUGCCAGAGAAAUACAGAAUGCAAAUUCUUUGGGAUCAGUUGAGACCUUUGAGCAUGUUGAAGCAUUUGUUGACACUUCUCACAAAGAAACACAACCCCAUUCAGCUGAAAUACUUGAGAUCCCAAAGGCAAGAGAAUCACUUCCUGGAAAAGGAAGCUCAGUGUCCAGCAGUAACGAGGGGAUCCACAGUCCCCUCGAAGAAAUGCAGGUGGAGGGUAGUACGAGGGCAGAACAAAUUGACACGAGCACCUCCUUGUCUGACACCACAAUGCUGCCAGAGUGCUCCUCCUUACAGGAGAGUUCCUCAAAACCCUCCGCUGCGUCCUCCCUGUUUGACACAGGUCUAGUUGUCUCGCUGCAGCCAGGGGAGGUUAUUAAAGCAGGAACAUCUCAUACCUCUGAUCAAAUCCCCACAACACAGACAUCGCUGAUUGCUGAGCUUGUGCACACUGCCAAUGCUCAAGAAAUAGUGGUAGUCAGAGAGGAGGCUCAUAUCAGUGGGGACUGGUCUAACAUGCACCUGAAUCAGAGUUACCUCCUACAACGAGAAGAUGGAAGCGUCUGUGAAGCUGCCAUUGUUAACGAACUGAGCUCUGAACUCUCUACUGGGGAACCCAAGCUGUAUGAAGAAAGUGUUCAGGCAGAGAUGGAGUUAGACUCGCAGCCUGUGGAAGUGUAUGAGUUUUGCAGCCUGGUGGAGGAGGUUGCAGAGGAAACUGUCUGUGCCAGUAGUAGUGCACAGAUGCCUCAUUCUCCAGGAUACGAGGUGAACCUAUUCAACGCAUUACUAGAAAACUCUGAGGAGUACACUAUCAAAGAGGACCUCGAAACAGCUAUUCACACGGUUGGCGAAAGUGGCACCAUCAUAAUUUCCCAGCAGCCUUUGCCUUCAUCAAGUGAUCUAAAUGAAAUACAGGCUAGCUCCAACAAUAAUUCCCAUAAUUUGUCUCUACAAAACACAAGAGUAGCUGCAGUUGAACAGCAUUUGGUGUUAGAUGCUAACCAAGCUGUUGAAGUGGCGAACUCAAGUGAGGUUUGUUUAGUUGAAGUAGCUGCUGUUGCAUCUGACUCAUUCACUGUUGAACAGGCAGACACCAGUGCACAAAUCGGGACACAUUGUUCACAGGUCAGUGCAGCAGUCUCAGACCAAACAGAGGUGAAUGACUCUGCUAUAAUUCAGACAGUUCUCCCAAAACAGGAAACAAAAGCAACAGCUGCUUCGUUAUCUAUCUUAUCCCCAGUGGUUACUGUUUCUGGUGAGGACAUGGGGAUACAGUCGCCCGUUGCUGUUGCAGUGCACGUUUCUCAUGUAGAAAACCGGCCUUCCCUAAAUCAGACCCCAGGAAUCACUGUUGUAAGUGCCACAAAGCCUAAGGUCUGUGUUUCUUCUCAUGAAGGGACCAAAGAAACCCCUGCUAGGACAGAGACUCCAUCACACAGUAUUCAGAAUGUUGUUGUGCCCACAGAAACCAAACCAGAGGCUUUUCGCACCGUUCACUCUGGUAUAAAUCCAAAGCUGCUCCUUCUCAAACCGGGAGAAUCUCCUCUCCUGAAACACCCACCCUCCCUUUUGGCACAGGUGUCCAAGCAGCAGAAUGCGGCCGGCAAAGUGGCCAAUGCCCACAGCUCUUGGUCUGGCACCGUGUCUGAGGAGUGCCUUCCCCAAACUAUCUCAGCAGCAGACUCUUUAUGUGCUCCUGUGGCUCUCAGCAGCCAGACGGAUCAGACGCAGUGCUCUGUCAAUAAAACUUCAGUGGCAGCGGCUCCUGUCAGAGAGCAGCAGCCUGCUGUGAGCCGUAACAUUUCUCUCCAACUUGACCAAGCAGCAUCUGUCACCCCCACAACUCCAGCAAGCAAAUCUGAGGCCUUAACUGUUACCAAAACAGACCCAGCAUCUGAAGAUGUUGUCGCACCUACCGAUGCCCCCCAACUCGCUACGCCUCACGGCUUUGACACGGCGGCGGUGGAGAGGAAGCAAACAGCCACGACUUCCACCGGUCCCGAGGAACACGUUAGCCAGGCCGACUCCAUGUAUGUGGAGGAGGAGAGUGAGGACAUGGAGCAGGACGAACCGACGGGAGAAACCGAGGCCCAGGAGGCCACUUCAGGACAGGUUAGCAGUCCAGAGGAAGGCAGUGAUGAAGAACCUGACAAAAAUGACAUGACCACCCCCGGCUCGUCACACAAGCAUGGACAGAGCAGGACAGACAGAAAGGCACUGUUCCUGAAGGUACGCCAGUGGAUAGCAGACAGAGUCACCGUGAAUUCAUCCCCUGUUUCACCCUCCACGUCCUCCUGCCACCCCAGUCCCUCGCCCUCCGCUGACUGGUCCACAACACGGCGGGAGAGGUCCUCACCUCUGCGGGGUCCUCAUGGAAAGUUUGUUUCUCCUUCCUCUGUCGGAGGCUACAGUUCCUCCUCUUCCCCACCAGACCAGGCCACCACCCAGCGGUCCCGAGGAGAGCGUCACACUGACAUGGCAGAGCUGGCAAAGCAUGAAGCAGACAUUGAGCAUCGAACCCAGGCCCUGAAGCGAGAGGGAUUCUGGUCAAUGAAGCGUCUCACCCGCCUGACGGAGCCGCCGCGACCCAAAGUUCACUGGGAUUACCUUUGCGAGGAGAUGCAGUGGCUCUCUGCUGACUUUGCUCAAGAAAGGCGGUGGAAGAGAGGGGUGGCUAGAAAGGUGGUACGAAUGGUGAUGCGACACCACGAGGAGCUGAGGCAAAAGGAAGAAAAAGCCAAGAGGGAUGAACACGCUAAGAUCAGAAGAGUCGCCUCCUCCAUUGCAAAGGAAGUCCGGGCUUUCUGGAGCAGCGUUGAGAAGGUGGUGCAGUACAAGCAGCAGUCCAGACUGGAGGAAAAGCGGAAGAAGGCUUUAGACCUUCAGCUGGACUUCAUUGUCGGCCAGACAGAGAAAUACUCGGACCUCCUCAGCAAGUCUCUCGCUCCCACCAGGCCCGCUGAAACCGUCUUGACUCCACAGAAAUCUGCGCCGCCUCCCGUGGAUGAGGAUGACAGAGACUUCGAGCCUCCGUGUGAAGAGGAGGAUGACGAGGAGACCAUAGAAGUGGAGGAGCAGCAGGAGGGUAAUGAUGCUGAGAGCCAUCGGAGGGAGAUUGAACUGCUGAAGGAGGAGGGCAUGCUGCCGCUGGACCAACUGCUCAGCACCCUCAAACUGCCACAGGACUCGGGCUCAGACGAAGAAUGCUCCGAUGAAACCUCUUCAUCGGCGGGGGAGGAAGAGGAAGAUGGGGAAUUCACUGCCAAUGAAGAGGAUGCUGAAGAUGAGGAGGACACCAUCGCUGCCCAGGAGAAGGUGGAGGGAAAUGUAGAUCAUGCAGUGGAACUCGAUGACUUGGCCAAAGAGGGCGAUAUGAGUAUUGAGGAGCUGCUGGAGAAGUACAAAGGAGCUUACGCCUCAGACUUUGAGGCCCCGUCUGCUUCUGGCUCUAAAGCGAGCUCUGAUUCGGAGGAGUCUGGGGAUGACGAGGUGGAGACUGAGGAAGAUGAGAGCGAUGUGGAAAGCAACACUUCUUCCUCAGAUUCAGCAGGAGACAGUGCCGAAGAAGAUGAGAGUGAGAAGGAGGAAGAGGAGAGUGAGGAAGAAGAGGACGAUGACUGUGGAGAUGAAGGGAUGGAGGUCUUGCUAAAGGAGGGAGAUAACAGCCCACCUUCCACCAGUUCCCGGCCAAAGAAAGAGAUCAGCCACAUUGCUGCUACUGCAGAGAGCCUGCAGCCUAAAGGCUACACUUUGGCUACGACAAAGGUCAAAACCCCCAUCCCGUUCCUGCUUCACGGCACAUUACGAGAGUACCAGCACAUCGGACUCGACUGGUUGGUCACCAUGUAUGAGAAAAAGCUAAAUGGCAUCCUGGCUGAUGAAAUGGGUCUGGGCAAAACCAUCCAGACUAUCGCUCUGCUAGCUCACCUCGCCUGUGAAAAAGGUAACUGGGGCCCUCACCUCAUCAUCGUUCCCACCAGUGUGAUGUUAAACUGGGAGAUGGAGCUGAAGCGCUGGUGUCCAGGGUUUAAAAUCCUCACAUACUUUGGGAGCCAAAAGGAGAGAAAGCUAAAGAGACAGGGCUGGACGAAGCCGAAUGCUUUCCACGUGUGCAUCACUUCAUACAAGCUGGUGCUGCAGGACCAUCAGGCCUUCAGACGAAAAUCGUGGCGGUAUCUGAUCCUCGACGAGGCACAAAACAUCAAGAACUUCAAGUCUCAGCGCUGGCAGAGCCUGCUGAACUUCAACAGCCACCGGCGACUGCUGCUGACAGGAACUCCUCUGCAGAACAGCCUGAUGGAGCUCUGGUCUCUCAUGCACUUCCUCAUGCCCCACGUCUUCCAGUCCCACCGCGAGUUCAAAGAGUGGUUCUCCAACCCGCUGACGGGAAUGAUCGAGGGCAGUCAGGAGUACAACGAGGGCCUGGUCAAGAGGCUGCACAAGGUGCUGAGGCCGUUCCUGCUCAGGAGGAUCAAGGCCGAUGUAGAGAAGCAGAUGCCCAAGAAAUACGAGCACGUGGUGCGCUGCCGCCUCUCCAAGAGACAGCGGUUCCUCUACGACGACUUCAUGGCACAGGCCUCGACCAGGGAAACGCUGGCCAGCGGUCACUUCAUGUCUGUGAUUAACAUCCUCAUGCAGCUCCGCAAAGUGUGCAACCACCCCAACCUGUUCGACCCUCGACCGAUCCAGUCGCCCUUCAUCACGCAGCCCAUCGUUUUCCAUACGGCCUCCCUGGUGCAGGACGCGAUGGAGGUCUCUCCUUUAAAGCGCUGCGACCUUUCCAUGUUUGACCUUAUUGGCUUGGAGGGCCGUGUGUCCCGUUACCAGGCAGAUGUCUUCCUGCCGCGCCACAAGGUCAGCCGCCAGCUAAUCCAGGAGAUCAUGGAGUCCCCCGAACCCCCUCCGAGACCCAAACCGGUCCGCAUGAAGGUCAACAGGAUGUUCCAGCCACCUCCUAAAGGUGAUAAUCGACCGGUGCUGCUGAUGAACAAACCUACAUGCUCCGUUCCGCCUGCCGCUCAGACACCAAAACCUCCUCCAGUCACUGAAGUGGCCUCAACUCCUCCACCUGCUCCUGUAGUUCAGCAGGUGGUGUGUUCAGUGGCACUCACGCCUCCUACUCGCCCGUCUAUGCAUCCCACGGCUCAAACAGCAGUGAGAUCCAGCGCUCCCAAACCAGUGCUGACCGUUCGUCCUCCCGCUGCUCCCUGCACUGCCAGCAUUCCUGCUCAUCCCAGUCCAAACCCCAGCAGCGUCAUGCCCCAGAGGGUUCUGCUCAGUCCAGAUAUGCAAGCUAGGUUGCCUUCUGGUGAGGUCGUGAGCAUUGCCCAGCUCGCCUCCUUGGCAGGGCGACCGGUGUCGUCAUGUCAGGGCAGUAAACCCGUCACCUUCCAGCUUCAGGGCAACAAACUGACUCUGUCUGGAGCUCAGAUCCACCAAGUCCCAGCAGCUCCCCCUCGCCCAGUUCAAGGUAAUGUGAUGCACCUGGUGUCCAGCGGGGUGCAGCAUCACCUCAUCAGCCAGCCCGCUCAGGUGUCUGUCCAGAGCACCGCCAGCACACACCCUGCAAACACACCCUCCACUGCUGGUCCAGCAAACCGGCUGCCGAACAACGCCUCCGCUCAAGUGCCCUCGUCUGUGGUGAGCAGCCCCGGCGUCGUGAAGAUCGUUGUGCGUCAGUCAGCAGGCAAGGAAGGCGGGCCUGUGCCCACUCUGGCCGUGGCCCCUUCCCCUCGCAUUGCUCCUCAAGCAUCCCCUUCCCUGUACCCCAACACAACCCCUGUCAGGAACACUGCUCCACUGCAAAUUGCCCAGCGCACCCCCGGCCCUGCUACCGCCACCUACACCAUAGCUCCUCCCAGAAACCCUAGCUCCACCCCGAACCAGCCCCAGGCCCCUCGCCCCGUCCUCAAAGUAGUUCAGCCUCCUCCAGCAAGCGCAGAGCAGCCAGCUCCAGCUCAGGUGACCUCCUCAUCCUCUACGUCCAAGACUUCAGCAGCAACACGGGACAACAGCAGCAGCAGUCAAACACCAGCCACCACAAAGUCAAAGCCCAGUCUGAGUGCAAAAGCCUGCCCUCCACCCAGGAGGAUGCCUUGCCCACCUCCACGCUCCCCUUUCUACAUGUCAUGGCUGGCAGAUAGCCACAAACAGCAGCGCAACAGCCGGCUGGACUUUAUCCUUCGAGUCAACGAGCACCACUGUGGGGCAAAACCCAUGUACGGUCGGGAGGUGUUGGACUUCCUGACUUUUCUGCCCGGCCCUCGUCCGUCACCGGCCGCCCUGAGCUCUCAGCCGGACUGGAGCCGCUCGGGUCACAGCAGCUGUCUGUACGCACAGCAGCAAAACAAACACGACUACUGGUUUCAGAGCCACGCCGUCAGAGAGGCCAUCCACAGCAUAGAGGAGCGGCUGGAGCUGCUCACUGAUAUCAUAGACAGGUUUACAUUUGUGAUUCCCCCAGUGGAGGCUCCUCCGAUCUCAAUGCACUGCUGCCAUCCUCCUCCCUCUCUGAGCCACAAGCAGGCGGUUUUCUCCUCCAUGUUGUCAACACAAGUUGUUCCGCUCACCGGCAGCCUCCACCACAUCCAGUGUUACAUGAGGACCCAGUUCCCCGACCUGAGGCUCAUACAGUACGAUUGUGGUAAGCUUCAGACUCUCCACACUUUGCUGCGAAAGCUGAAGACAGGAGGCCACCGGGUGCUGAUCUUCACUCAGAUGACACGCAUGUUGGAUGUGCUGGAGCAGUUCCUCAACUACCACGGACACAUCUACCUCCGUCUGGACGGCAGCACCCGAGUGGAGCAGAGACAGGCCCUAAUGGAGCGCUUCAACGCAGAUCGUCGCAUCUUCUGCUUCAUUUUGUCGACUCGCAGUGGAGGUGUUGGUGUUAAUCUGACUGGAGCCGACACCGUUGUCUUCUACGACAGCGACUGGAACCCCACCAUGGACGCCCAGGCUCAGGACCGCUGCCAUCGUAUCGGCCAGACCCGCGAUGUUCACAUCUACAGGCUGAUCAGUGAGCGCACAGUGGAGGAGAACAUUUUAAAGAAAGCCAACCAGAAGAGGAUGCUGGGAGAUAUGGCGAUAGAAGGAGGAAACUUUACCACCGCCUUCUUCAAACAGCAAACCAUCCGAGAGCUGUUUGACGUGAACGACGGGGAGAAGAGAGAGGUGGCGGUGGAGCUGUCGGUGCCUCAAGCUGAGGAGGAGGAAGGUGUAAACAAACAGAGCACCACUAUUCUGGAGCAGGCGCUGUGCCGUGCCGAGGAUGAGGAGGACAUCGUCGCAGCCUCGCAGGCCAAAGCAGAGCAGGUGGCCGAACUGGCGGAGUUCAACGAGAACAUACCGCUGGACGACGGAGGGGAGCAGGAGGAGGUGGAGGAGCUCUCCAAAGCCGAGCAGGAAAUCGCUGCUCUGGUGGAGCAGCUCACUCCCAUCGAACGCUACGCCAUGAACUUCCUGGAGGCCUCAUUAGAAGAUGUAUGCAAAGAAGAGCUGAAGCAGGCUGAGGAGCAAGUUGAAGCUGCCAGGAAGGGUCUGGACCAGGCCAAGGAGGAAGGCCUCAAACUCCACGCUUCAUCGGAUGACGAUGAGGACGACUAUUUGACGGCACCAGCUUCUGCAGAGCCUGCUCAGCCAGCUCCGGCCCGUCGUGGUCGUAAGCCCAAGGAGAAGACCGUCGCCUCGACAAGGACCAGUGGCCGACUUCGUGGAGCUUCGCCUGAAACGGAGCCGGAGCCCACGACCCCUAGAGAAGUGCCUGAAAGACUCCGCUUCGGCCUGAGAGGACGAGGAGCUGCCAAAGACGCUGCUACUGUGUUGACCACCCUGUCCCGCUCAGACCAUCCCAGAACCUCCUCAUCAAGCAAGCUUCAGGAUUCCUCCAAAUCCUCCAAAGCAUCAUCUCCCGCCAGAGAUCACCAGACGGUCAAAACCAGAACUCAGCCGAACCGCUCCCAUCCCAGUCCAGUGCCUUCCCCUCCCACCAGCUCCCCUCCUGGAGGGAAACACCAGAGUUCUGGGGAGACUGACGACAAGACCUCCAAAGUAGGCAGAGAGGAGAAGGAUGUGGAGAAUGAGAGGAGAGUUUCUGAGUCAUUGCUUGAGUCCAUCUGCCCAGCGGAGCAUCAGACAAAAGAUGAGGACAACAAGGACCACAGCGCCAUGUCUCCUCCCUCCACCAGCUCCCGGUCGCCUCGUAAGCGUCAGUCAGCAGACGAUGAAGUCCUGCGGGGCCUAGUUGAAGAUUCACCUUCAGCCAAAGUCCUGCGGAAGCUCCCAGGCAGGCUGGUCACAGUGGUGGAGGAGAAGGAGCCGAGAAGGAGGAGGCGGCGAGGAAGCGGCACUGGAGGUGGAGGUUCUUCAGAGGAGGCAGUCGUGGAGGAGAACGCUGCUGGAUUCGUUGACGAAUCAAACAAAGACAAUGCAUCACCGAGCCCUGAUGGAAAAUCUAAAGCGACUGUUACCAAAUCCCCUCAGGACCAAGACUCUACCCCACCUCCAGCUGUGCAGCCACAGCCUGUCAGAGGUUAUCCUCCUUAUUCUCCACCUCAUCUUUCCCCUGACAUGCCUGUGCUGAGAAACCUUCCUGUGCGACGCAGGCUGGAAACUGAAUCUCGCAUGGCUGCUCAGCUGGGAGAGCAGCUGCUGGGCAGAGGAAGAGGAGGGAGCCAGUCCAAGAAAACCGACACGCCACCAAGCAAAGACGCAGCUUCAGCCUCUGCAGAGUCCAGUAUGAACUCACUUGGAACUCCGUUGAAAAGAAAAAGGGGCCGGCCCCCUAAGACUCCCCCUAGAAUAUCUGAGACUGACAGCACCACAACAACAACUCCUUCACCACAGCCCACCUCACCGAGUGAGGAAGGGAACCCUACACUGUCCCCCAAACGUAAAAGAGGUCGUCCUCCUAAAGACUUUGUCACCACUGCAGAUGCUGUUGGUGAAGAACAGAUCUCUGAUGUAUCUGCUACAUCAAAAACUGAUAUUAGCACAGAGGCAGCAGACGCAUUGGAGACUCCUGCUGCUGUUUUCAACACAAGUCUGGACUCAGAGUCAACCAAAGCUGAGGAAACAGACACUAAGACUGAAGUUUCAGCCCCUGCAGCAAAGACAAAUCAAGACUCCACAUCAGUAUCAGCUUCAGAUCAGGUAACCUCACCCUUACCUGUGGCUGUUUCUACCGAGGUUGUUAGUUCAGCUCCUGCUACAGACACCACGUCCUCCGUCAGUGUGUCCACAAGUGCCACUACUCAAGUCGCUGCCACAGCUCCAUCACCACCUGCCAGCACCGUGCCAUCGACCGCUGCGGGUGACAAACCAGCGCUUGUGGUAUUUGCAGCUUCCGAGGCUGUCGUAGAGCCAAACUCUUCACUAUCGGCACCCGUGAGAACAACAGGACCAGACUCUGCCAAAACCACCACAGUUGCCACACCAGUUGCUUCCACUCCGCCCAGCGUGUUGCCUGCAGCUUCACCUUCAACAGACCCAACCACAAUAGCUGCAACUAGAGCAUCAAAAACAGCCAGUGAUACACCAGCAGUCACCACUACAGUGAAAUCACUCACAACAACUGCUGCUGUAAAGGCCGCGCCGCUAGACUCUGCUGUAGCUGCUUCAACCUCCACCCCACCUUCCCCUCAGAAGCUUCCGGCAACUUCACCAAGCCCGGCUACAGCUUCACCAAAACCAGCCUUUACAGCUGCAUCACCUCCACUACAAACAGUCCAAUCUAGCUCAACAGCUUCAGUACAAACAGGUAUUUCAAACUCAAGCCUGACUACGUCUGACAUCACUUCUACAACACCGCAAGUAAGAAAUGUUGCACCACCUACUGUAAAUACACCUCCACCUUCUUCACCCAAAGCAAGGACUAAUGUCACAACUACCAAAACUCCAGUCUCAACCUCACCACCACCAACAACAACAACAACAGACAUUCAUGUGGCUGCACAGGUUCAGACAUCUACCGAGUCUGUCAAGUCUCCAGCUACAUCAGCGACGUCCUCUUCAUCUCCGACUACGUGUGCUGCAGCAACUUCAUCACCACAACCAGAGGCAGUUAAAAUACCACCACCUGUACCUACAGCACCUUCCAAAGUACACACUUCCAUUUCUUCUACACCUGUAACAGCUGCAGAAAAGACUAAGACCCCAGUAACAGCUUCCACAGAGCCCACACCAGCUCCACUAACAGUCACCACAACUACAUCACCCUCAGAAUCCUCUGCUGCCACCACAACUACACAAGUAUCCACUAUUACCGUAGCAACAGUCGCAGCAUCCACAGCUGCUCCUGCGUCUGUCACACAAAGCAGCACAGUCAUUUCCCCACAAGUGCAAACCUCCGCAGCCACAUCUGCUCCCACAUCUGGUGCUUUACCUGAGAAACAGUCUGUAGAGCCGACGCAGGAAGAGUCUGAAAGUGAGCCGGACAGGCCGACGGAAAUGGAAGUAGAUGCUGUAGAGGCCGAAGCAAAGAAUAGCAAAGAGAAGGAUGACAAAAAGCAGGACGUCUCCAAGUCUCAGCCUAAAAGAAGAAAAGUGGAGCGUUCCUCUGAGACCAAAGGCAGCGAGUCGGGAAGGGACAGAGGAAGAGAGGCGAAGACUCAGACCAAUCCUCAGAAAGAAGAAGCUAAGCAACAAACUGAGGAGAAAAGUACAGAAGAUCAGAAAACUCCCAAUCAGAGAAGGUCCCUCAGUCGGCAGAGCAGCCAGGAGUCGACACGCUCCUCCUCGCCAUCAUCUGGCUGCUCUACGUCCACACUGACCCGCCACGCUCAUCACAAGAGGACGUACGAGAACAGACAUCCUGCCAAGAGGAGGCGGAUGGACGUCACCUCAGAGGCCGGGACAGAGGACAAAAAGGAAGAGGGUGGGGAGAAGGAGGAAGGCAGUGAGACGGAGGCCAGCGCUACCGUCUCUAGAAGGAGGCGCUCCAGGUCUCCCUCCUCCUCCUCCGACUCUGACAGCAGCGGCAGCAGGAAGGAGCACCGGCUGACUCGCUCAGCCAAGCGCAAGCUGCAAGACGAGGAGACAGAAAAAGGCAACAAGGAAAGGAAAGGUUCAAAACCUUCACGUAGCUCAGAGAGAAAUGCCUCAAACAACGCCAACGCAUCCACAGGAGGAGAGUCGGGCAGCGACACGUCUUCUGUUAGGCUCACCAGAAAGUCUGCAGGAUCUCAGUCUCCACAGGAAAGCAAACCACAGACGAACAGCGCUCCCCCACUGCCUCCUGAGCCAGAAGUUCUGGGGAAAAGAUGCUCGGCGCUCAAUGCAGCCGCCAAGCUUCUGGCGAUGAAAGGCAGAGUGGACACGCCGGGUCACACCACCCGGAGAGACUCAGGAGCUAAAGCUGCUGGGACUUCCACCGCCUCCCCUUCUGACAAAAACCAAAAGCCUAAAAGUAGAAGUGUACCAGCCUCUCCCCAGACCAACUCUGUACCUCUCACCAAUAACAAGAACGGUGGCAGCAAACCUGUACCGCCCAAUCAGACGAGCCGCCUUGCGUCCCGCUCCACCAGACAGUGUCCUGGUUCUCUGGUUCCACCUCUGGAGGAUGAGUACAAGAGGUCUAGACCGGAGGACAAAGACAGGGGCAGCAGGAAGCCACCGAGGGCAAAGGAAGGCGAAGGAGAGGCUCAGUCUACAUCGCGUGGCCACAGCGCCUGCAGCAGCAUGAGCAGCGACGGCGAGGGCGACGGCGGCGGACGCAGCAGCCGGAGCCGCAGCAGCAGCAACAGCAGCCAACGGACCCACAGCAUCAGCUCUCAGAACACGGAGCGCCGAGGGUCCCGGUCACGCGCCGCCUCCUCCGGCAGCGAGCGCAGCUCCGAGCGGGCCAAGAGUCAGGACACAAAAGAGAAGCAACAAAGGGAGAGUCGGAAGGACAGCAGGAGGUCUCAGAAGCUCCCGCAGGAAGUGACGAGCAGCUCGGGGACUGAGGGGACGCCGGACCGGGUGCUGAGGAGCGUCGCAGCACUCGCGGCGGUUCAGGCCCGGUCACCGGCCGCCAGCACCCGCUCCUCCUCCAGUCAGCAACGUCACAACAAGACAUGAUCGGAGUGCCAAAGGGAAAAGCGAGAGUGUUGCCGAGCAUGUCACGACCUCCUGCUUUGUCUGCACUCUGAGGAAAGCAAGGGAACUGAGUGCUGCACAAGCCAGGGACCUCCCUGCCUCUCGGGCCCUCUCCCUUUCUAACUGGAGCUGGUCCCCUCGCCAGCUCACAUAUUGACGCUGGGGGAAGGCUCAGGGAUGCUGGACUGACAGUAAAAAAUAAAGUGGCGCCAUUGUCGUGCGUCCGUGAACAGACAGAGAGGCAGAGCGGUGGAGAAAUCCAUCGCUGGGACUUGAAGGAGAAAAGGUAAAAAAAAGGCAAGUUGUUAGUUCACAUUAUGUACUGUAAUCAUUAAAGACUGGAACACUCAGAUCCUCUGUGUUAAGAUGGGAUUAUACGGCGCCCUCUGUUAGGGUUAUACAUGAAAAGUCAUUUGUGUGACAUUUAAAUUUUUUGAGUGACCAGUUGUAUUGUAAGUUGGAGGUUUUAGAAAGCUUGGGUUUUGACAAAUUUUGUCAGCUGUCCUGACUAUUGUUUCUUUGUAGUCAGUUGAUAAGUUAUGCAUAUUUUAUUAUUUCUUCCAGGGUAUUAGGAAGAGAACAGAUCUGUCAAUGUGAUCUUUGCUGCACUAUGCUGGAGCUUGUCUUUGCUUGGGCCCCUUUUUUUCCACGUCGAUUUCUGUUCAUUUGGAUUCAGAUCCAGCCUUGCAUAUCUCAUUUGCACAUCUGACAACGUGGCCCUCGGCUCUCGAGUACAUUGUGGCGUGGUGAUGCGUUUUGUACAUCAACUUAAUUAAUUGGUACUUGCCGAUGUAUCUCUACAGAAAUGUAUGAAUUGAAGUUGCAAAUUGUCCGGAAGGCGUUUUGCUUUACACCACAAAUCCAUCGUUUUUUUUCUCUCCCAAUCUUCCCAAAGGCAGUUACAGUCGUCAUGUAUUUAUACUGUAAGGGCGAGUAAAUGUUAGUGAAAUUUAAAGAGUGCCUCUUUGGCCAAAUGGUUUUGAACCUCAGAUUGCCUUGUGAAGCACCUGAAGCAGCAGGGGUGUUGAGCUUCUCUUAUUAAAAAAAAACAACAGCCAAACAAACUUAAAAAAAACAAAACAACACAACUCCCCUGCGAAACAUUCAGAAAAGCACCCCAUGCAUCAGUGCUACCAAAUUAAUGUUUAUUUUUCACCUGGAAUUUUGUCACCAUCACUUCAUUGCUCUUGGUUCAUGUAAUAAGAAAAAAAUACUUGGACGAAAUAUGUGAAUAAAAUUACUGGUACAGUUCCAGAUGACUGUAAAUUGUCGAUUUCCUUUCGGACUCGUUGAGCAGCGGUGAUACCUGGCGAGGGAUGGAUGGGUAGUUUAUGGUGAUGGUCUUACUUUUUGAUUUGUCUCUCUUUAUUUGUUGCAUUCCUUUUGAUCCCUUGUAAUUCCACAUUGUUUUACUUGAAAAUUAAGACAAUUACAGUUGAAUAAAAAGACCAAAAAUUAGUUGA
Messenger RNA from Amphiprion ocellaris (clown anemonefish), 14809 nucleotides. RefSeq names its product Snf2-related CREBBP activator protein (gene srcap). The transcript has 34 exons. The coding region runs from base 543 to 13328 and encodes 4261 amino acids. The record is from RefSeq and is a predicted model, not a curated record. Gene Ontology annotation, cellular component: Swr1 complex. Gene Ontology annotation, molecular function: ATP binding; DNA binding; ATP hydrolysis activity. Lineage: Eukaryota; Metazoa; Chordata; Actinopteri; Pomacentridae.